AUGUUUAAAAUUUUUAUUAAAUUAAUUUUAUUAUUUAAACUGUUUGAAUGGACAUUGGGUUAUCAACAAAAUAUUGCUUUGUAUUAUAAAUUAUUAAAUGUACAUUAUGAUACGUUCAAAACUAUGCAAGAUGUUGAUAAUUAUGUUCAAGGAAUGAAUGAAUUGUGUUCUAUUCACAGAAAAAUUAUGGCUUAUAAACGUGAUGAUUUGCCCAGUGAGGAUAGUUUAAAUGAUUGGCAAUUUUCUACAUCCAUUGGAAACCCAGAACAUUUGCCCUACCUUCUUGAAGGAGACAUGGUAGUGAGUGCCGAACAAAUUCAAUUACUUGUCGCUGACUUUCGUUCACAAUUAUCCAAAAUAGAGUAUUGUCAAGCCAAUAAUUGUAAUCAAAGAAAGAAGCGAAUUUUAACGUCAGAUUUAAGCCGUCGCUGGAAGGAGUUCCCAAUUCCUUUUAUUAUCCAAUCAGACGUUAAUCGCCAAGCUAUACUCGAAGGAAUUGCAAAUUGGGAAAGAACUACUUGCAUUACUUUUGAAGAAAAAGAAGAAUUGCCUUCUGAUUCGUCUGGUUUAAAUUUUGUUUUUGGAGAGGGUUGUUUUUCAAAUGUUGGAAUGGUUAAAGGACGUAAUCAAAGAAUUGGGAUUGGAAAGAAUUGUGAUAAUCCGUUUGUGGUUAGCCAUGAAAUAGCACACGCUCUCGGCUUCUUCCACGAACAAUCUAGGUGGGAUCGAGAUGAUUUUGUUGAAAUUCAAUUUGCCAACAUACUCCCCGGCUUUUUAAACCAAUUCCUCAAAUUUUCUUCUUCCUUAACCACAACAUUUGGAAUUAAAUAUGAUUUGGGUUCUGUGAUGCAUUACGAUGCUUUUGGAUAUGCUAAACAAGGAAUGGCUACUAUACUUACUAAGGAUGUAAAUUAUCAGGAGACUAUAGGCCAACGUUUUCGUUUGUCAUUUGAUGAUGUUAAGAAGAUGAAUUUUGCUUAUUGCAAUGACCCCAAAAAUUGCUCAAAAUGUCGAUGCCCUGACGGCCUAACUGGUCUUUUAUGCAGCAAAGUUGCACGGACAAAAACUUUAUGUGGAGAUCAACUAAUUUUUAAAAGCGGAGAAGAAUAUAGAAAAUUACAGUUUAAAGGUGUUGGGGAAUGCAAUUAUUUAAUUAAGGUAAAGAUACAAUAUUCACUGUAA
Meloidogyne enterolobii is the source of this 1182-nucleotide messenger RNA. The record is from the annotation of a GenBank genome assembly. Lineage: Eukaryota; Metazoa; Nematoda; Chromadorea; Rhabditida; Meloidogynidae.